Molecule: messenger RNA, 617 nt
Organism: Trichomonas vaginalis G3
Lineage: Eukaryota; Parabasalia; Trichomonadida; Trichomonadidae
Exons: 1
Source: RefSeq, a predicted model, not a curated record
AUGAAUGAAACUACAGACAAACUUAACUCUUCUCUCAUUCUUCCUUUCAGUAAGGACUAUGAGUUCUGUUCAAAUGGUGUUUAUUUCUAUUGUGGAAAGAUGGGGUCAGGUAAGACAUUUAACCUCAUUCGUCAUAUACUCAUAACAGAGCGUUUAGGUCAAGAUUCAUAUUAUGACCAAAUCAUUAUAUCAGCAACUUCAGACUCUAUGGACUCAACAGCGAAAACAUUUAUGUCAAAAGUUCAAGCCUCUGUCGUUAAAGUUCCAGAUAGCGAACUCAUUGAAUUUCUUCAACGUUACAUUCGACGUAAGAGGAAAUAUUAUGCCAUCGUUGAAUUUAUACAGUCAGGAAUGCAAAAGACUUCAGAAGAGAUGGAAAGAAUUAUUGACAAACACCACUUACGUCAAUACUCAGGAGUUUACGAUAUGAAACGACUUACAAACUACAUUCUGUCAAAACUUUCAAAAUACCCCUUCAAAAAGUAUCCUUCAAACACUCUGCUCGUUUGCGACGACUUCGCCGGAAAAGGUUUAGUGUCAAAGCCUGACUCACCAUUAGCUAACAUCAUUACUAAAGUCAGACAUUACCACUUAACUGUAGCAAUACUUAUGCAAAC